AUGGACCAUCUUGCGGACUCCCACCACCACGACUCCAGCCAGAUCCCUGUCUCCAACAUCUCUCUGAACGACAUCUCCCUCUCUAUUUCGGCCGCGGCAGCACCGUAUCCUGUCUUGCCUCCCAUUCCCCGUCUCUCCCUUCCAGCUCGGCCCACCGGCCAUCGUCCUCCAAGAAGACCGUCCACCGCGUCGUCCAUCGAGGAACGCAGCAUAUUGUUGCCGUGUUCUGUCUCUCCUUCCCCCAGCGAUCCCCUGUCGUGCACAGCGGUCACUCCAGCCACCCAUUCAGUCACUUCCAGCAUCGACGGAGACCCCGCAGACCCUCGCAAGUUUGACUUUGUCGAAGAUGCCCCCAUCUGCGAGAUUAACCGCCGCGCCCAUGCUGCAGUGGAGGGCAUCCGCGCAGAGGCGUCCCGGCUCUCGACCACAGGCGAGUGCAAGUCACUCACCCCGCGAUCUCCAUCCUGA
This is a messenger RNA of Fibroporia radiculosa, 468 nucleotides long. RefSeq lists its product as uncharacterized. The record is from RefSeq and is a predicted model, not a curated record. Lineage: Eukaryota; Fungi; Basidiomycota; Agaricomycetes; Polyporales; Fibroporiaceae. The transcript has a single exon. Bases 1 to 468 code for a protein of 155 amino acids.